AUGGCUUAUGUCGUGCCUAUACACCGGGCGAGUAGCAUCCGCCAUGCGCUCAAGCUGCAGUUCUUGAAACAGGAGGAGGAAUCCUUGGUUGUAGCAAAGGCCAAUCGGCUGGAAAUCUACUCCCUCACCCCCGAUGGACUGAGCCUCGCUGCCUCGCGUGCCCUCUACGCUAGGGUGACGAUGCUGGCCCGGCUUCCGGCCCCGGCCAACUCACCAACGGAUCACCUCUUCGUCGGCACAGACCAAUAUACCUAUUUCACACUAUCGUGGGAUCCAUCGACAAACCAGAUCCAGACGGAGCGAAACUAUGUCGAUAUCGCGGAUCCAUCGUCGCGGGAGUCGCAAACGGGCGGUCGAUGCUUAAUUGAUCCAAGCGGACGGUUUAUGACGCUGGAAGUCUACGAGGGCGUGAUUGCUGCCAUUCCCAUAGUGCAAAUACCCAGCAAGAAGAGGGGGAGGAGCACCGCUGUUCCUUCUGGGCCAGAUGCACCGCAAAUCGGGGAGCUGGCUGAGCCGACCAUAGCGAGAAUUGAUGAGCUCUUUGUUCGCUCUUCUGCGUUUUUGCAUGUGCAAUCUGGACUUCCGCGUUUAGCGUUGCUGUACGAGGAUAAUCAGAAGAAGGUUAGGUUGAAGGUCAGGGAGUUGCAGUACAGUGCUGCAACCAGUAGCAGCGGUGCAGACGCAACUUUUGCGGAAGUGGCGGUGUUUGCACAAGAGUUGGACCUGGGAGCUUCUCAUCUCAUACCAGUGCCUGCUCCAUUAGGCGGUCUUCUCAUUCUUGGGGAGACAUCGAUCAAGUACGUCGAUGACGACAGCAACGAAAGUAUCUCUCGGCCUUUAGACGAAGCAACUAUCUUCGUUGCUUGGGAACAGGUGGACAGUCAACGGUGGUUGCUGGCUGAUGACUAUGGAAGGCUAUUCUUCUUGAUGCUCGUCUUGGAUGACAAUAACCAAGUAGAGAGCUGGAAGUUAGACCAUCUUGGAAAUACCUCACGGGCGUCCGUCUUGAUCUAUCUUGGUGGGGGUGUCAUUUUUGCUGGCUCCCACCAGGGAGAUUCCCAAGUCCUCCGUAUUGGAAACGGCUCGUUUGAAGUGAUUCAGACCUUGUCAAACAUCGCGCCAAUCUUGGACUUUACGAUUAUGGACCUUGGAAAUCGUACAAGCGAGAGUCAUACACACGAGUUCUCAUCAGGUCAGGCUCGGAUUGUCACCGGCUCGGGUGCCUUUGAUGAUGGUACCCUGCGAAGCGUUCGCAGCGGUGUUGGCAUGGAGGAGCUAGGUGUAUUGGGUGACAUGGAUCUUAUCACAGAACUGUGGGGCUUGCAGGUUGGAAGUACUGGCGAAUUCUUGGAUACAUUGCUUGUUACAUUUGUGGACGAGACAAGAGUAUUCAACUUCAGCCCCGAUGGUGAGGUUGAGGAGCUGGACAGUUUCCUCGGACUUAGUCUUUCGGAGAGUACACUCCUAGCUACCAAUCUGCCCGGAGGGCGGAUUUUGCAAGUCACGGAACAAAGAGCCUUGAUUGCCGAUGUUGAAGGUGGAAUGGUUAUAUAUGAAUGGACUCCACCGCACCAACAGGCUAUAACUGCUGCUUCUUCUAGUGAAGAAUCGUUGGUGCUCGUUACUGGUGGUCAGGUUUUGACGACUCUGGAUAUCCGAAGUGAUGCGCAGGUCAUUGUUCAGAAGGACCUGGGUGCAGAUCGUCAGGUGUCCGGUGUGACGGUGCCUCCAUCCUCCGGUGUUUGUAUUGUGGGUUUUCCUCAAUCAGCCAAGGUUUCGGUACUUGCACUGAAGGACUUGAGUGAGCUUCACACAAAAUCCCUGGGCCCUGCUGGUGAAGCAUUCCCUCGGUCCGUUCUCGUUGCCAAUGUGCUCUCGGACAGCCCACCCACCCUCUUCGUCUCGAUGGCAGAUGGCAGUGUCAUUACGUUCUCGUUUAAUGCGCACGACCACUCUCUAACAGGCGCGAGCAAGUUGAUCCUCGGAUCUGAGCAACCAACCUUCAAGAAGUUACCGAGGGGCGAUGGACUCUACAAUGUUUUUGCCACAUGUGAAAACCCAAGCCUAAUUUAUGGAUCAGAAGGCCGAAUCAUCUACUCUGCUGUGAACUCGGAAGGAGCCUCGCGUAUAUGCCAUUUCCACUCGGAAGCUUACCCCGAGUCGAUAGCAGUGGCAACCUCGCAUGAUCUGAAGAUCGCUCUGGUGGAUAGGGAACGAACUACACAAAUACAGACACUGCCGAUAGGAGCAACUGUACGCCGAGUUGCGUAUUCCCCAUCUGAGAAGGCCUUUGGUAUCGGAACGAUCGAGCGAAAACUAGAAGGUGGCGAGGAAAUUGUCAAGAGUCAGUUUGUGCUCGCCGAUGAGAUUCUAUUCCGGCGGUUGGACUCGUUCGACUUGAGAAAGGAAGAGUUGGUAGAAAGCGUUAUUCGUGCAGAAUUCGCUGCUGGUAAGGAUGAAAAUGGACGGGAUGCCGUUAAGGAUCGGUUUAUUGUUGGCACGGCAUAUCUAGAUGAUGAAGGAGAGGACUCAAUUCGAGGUCGUAUCUUGAUCUUCGAGGUUGAUAAUGGCCGCAAAUUGACGCAGGUUGCUGAAAUGCCUGUUAAAGGGGCAUGUCGUGCCUUGGCCAUGUUGGGCGAAAAGAUUGUUGCGGCGCUGGUCAAAACGGUGGUUGUCUACAACGUUGUUAACAACAACUUUGGGGCGAUGAAACUCGAAAAGCUCGCCAGUUACAGGACGUCUACCGCACCGGUUGAUCUGACAGUGACCGGUGAUUUGAUCGCCGUGUCGGAUCUCAUGAAAAGUGUGUGCGUUGUUGAAUACAAGGAGGGCGCAGACGGCCUUCCGGACUCAUUGACUGAAGUAUCACGUCACUUCCAGACUGUCUGGGGUACUGGUGUUGCCUGUAUUGCAGAUGAUACCUUCCUGGAGAGUGAUGCAGAAGGAAAUCUGAUUGUCUUGCGCCGCAACUUCAGCGGCGUUGGAGAUGAUGAUUAUGACCGCCGGCUGGAAGUGAUCAGUGAGAUAUCGCUAGGCGAGAUGGUCAACCGCAUUAGACCGGUAAACAUUCAACAAUUAUCAAGCGUGACUGUCACCCCGAGAGCUUUCUUGGCGACGGUCGAAGGCUCCAUCUACCUCUUCGCCACGAUCAACCCCGAACACCAAAACUUCCUUAUGGACCUGCAAGCAACCAUUGCAGCCUCGCCCCAUGUCGAUUCCCUUGGAAAUAUGCCAUUCAACAAAUUCCGCGCCUUCCGCAGCAUGGUACGCGAGGCCGACGAGCCAUACCGAUUCGUGGAUGGAGAACUGAUUGAACGAUUCCUCACCUGCGAACCGCAGGUUCAAGAGGAGAUUGUAGAAAAGGUGGGCAUGAUGGAUGUCGAGGGGGUCAAGGGCAUGAUUGAAGCAUUGAGGAGACUGCACUAG
Aspergillus wentii DTO 134E9 is the source of this 3426-nucleotide messenger RNA. Its product is annotated as DDB1/RSE1 family protein. Gene Ontology annotation, cellular component: site of double-strand break; nucleus. Lineage: Eukaryota; Fungi; Ascomycota; Eurotiomycetes; Eurotiales; Aspergillaceae. The transcript is spliced from 5 exons. The coding region runs from base 1 to 3426 and encodes 1141 amino acids. Gene Ontology annotation, molecular function: protein binding; nucleic acid binding. The record is from RefSeq and is a predicted model, not a curated record. Gene Ontology annotation, biological process: proteasome-mediated ubiquitin-dependent protein catabolic process; DNA repair.